Malassezia japonica is the source of this 1197-nucleotide messenger RNA. RefSeq lists its product as uncharacterized. Gene Ontology annotation, biological process: heme biosynthetic process. Gene Ontology annotation, cellular component: mitochondrion. The record is from RefSeq and is a predicted model, not a curated record. Bases 1 to 1197 code for a protein of 398 amino acids. Lineage: Eukaryota; Fungi; Basidiomycota; Malasseziomycetes; Malasseziales; Malasseziaceae. Gene Ontology annotation, molecular function: protoporphyrin ferrochelatase activity. The transcript has a single exon.
AUGCUGAGGCCUGUGCGUGUGGCGCUCCCGGGCGCGGUGCGUCUUUUCUCGUCGAGCAGGACAGUAUGCAAGCCGCCGACGGCGGUCGUCAUGAUGAACAUGGGCGGCCCCAAGGACCUGGACGAGGUCAACUCGUUUCUCACCCGCCUGUUCCUCGACCGCGACCUGAUGCAGCUGCCGUUCCAGUCGCGCCUUGCGCCGCUCAUUGCGCGCCGCCGCACGCCCAAGAUCAGGGACCAGUACGACCAGAUUGGCGGCGGCUCGCCCAUUCUGCGCUGGACGCGCUCGCAGGGCGAGGCGAUGGCCAACAUGCUCGACGAGCUCAGCCCCGCAACCGCACCGCACAAGGCCUAUGUCGCGUUCCGCUACGCACGCCCGCUCACGGAAGACUGCAUGGACGAGCUGGCAAGUGACGGAGUGACGCGCGCCGUCGCUUUUACACAAUACCCUCAGUACUCGUGCUCGACGACGGGCAGCAGCCUCAACCAGCUCUACCGCGAGAUUCAGGCGCGCCAGGCCAAGGCGCUCCCAGAGGGCCAGAUCCAGUGGUCGGUCAUUGACCGCUGGCCGACGCAGCCGGGCCUCGUGCAGGCAUUUGCGAACCGUGUCUUGGAGGCGCUGCAGCGCUUCCCUGCGGAGAUUCGCUCGUCGGUGCCGAUCAUGUUUAGCGCGCACUCGCUUCCUAUGCAGGUCGUCUCGGGCCGCGGCGACCCGUACCCGGCAGAGGUCGCUGCGACGGUUGCUGCCGUGAUGCAGGUGCUCGGCUGGACGAAUCCCUACCGCCUGACGUGGCAGAGCCAGGUCGGUCCUUCGGCGUGGCUCGGGCCGCAGACCAGCGACACGGUCAAGGGCUGGGCGAAGCAGGGCCACAAGAACGCGCUGGUGGUGCCGAUCGCCUUUACGAGCGACCAUAUCGAGACGCUCUACGAGCUGGACAUUGAGCUCAAGGAGGAGGCGGAAGAGCACGGCUUGCACCUCGAGCGUGCGCCAUCGCUGAACGACGAGCCCGUCUUUUUGCGUGCUCUUGCGGAUACCGUCGCUGCGCACCUCGCACACGUCCAGGAUGGCAGCGCACCGUACAACCGCGCAGCUGUGCCGUGGGCGCAGGGCAAGACGAGCCAUCAGAUGGGCCAGCGUUGCCCGGGCUGCAUCAACGCCGAGUGCGGCGACCAAAAGCGCUUUUUCAUGCAGGAGUAA